Molecule: messenger RNA, 668 nt
Organism: Odocoileus virginianus texanus
Lineage: Eukaryota; Metazoa; Chordata; Mammalia; Artiodactyla; Cervidae
Source: RefSeq, a predicted model, not a curated record
GAUGCUGAGUGAGGAGAGCAGAGCCAAGCAGGUGACCCUGGACCCCGUCCCCUCCUGGAUGUGUGUGGAGACAGGUCCCAGCUAUGGGAGCCCGCGCCCGGCUCACGCCAACAUGAACGCCAAUGCAGCCGCGGGGCUGGCGCCCGAGCACAUCCCCACGCCGGGGGCCGCCCUGUCCUGGCAGGCCGCCAUAGACGCGGCCCGGCAGGCCAAGCUGAUGGGCAGUGCUGGCAACGCGACCAUCUCCACGGUCAGCUCCACGCAGCGGAAGCGACAGCAGUACGGGAAGCCCAAGAAGCAGGGCAGCACGACGGCCACCCGCCCGCCCCGCGCCCUGCUCUGCCUGACCCUAAAGAACCCCAUCCGGAGGGCCUGCAUCAGCAUCGUCGAGUGGAAGCCAUUUGAAAUCAUUAUUUUACUGACUAUUUUUGCCAAUUGUGUGGCCUUAGCGAUCUAUAUUCCCUUCCCAGAGGACGACUCCAACGCCACGAAUUCCAACCUGGCUAUUUUUUAGUGCCUCUCAGGGGCUAAGUGCUAAAAAUCCAUUGGAAAAUCAACAAGCUGACAUUUUGGGAGCAGAACAACAGAAAUGGGUGAACAGCUAGGGUUAGCACCAGUGUCUCCACGCAGGAUGCAGCACAAGGACCUGGGUGCAGAAAGGACCACCC